Messenger RNA from Cicer arietinum (chickpea), 1307 nucleotides. RefSeq lists its product as uncharacterized. NCBI's taxonomy places the organism in Eukaryota, Viridiplantae, Streptophyta, Magnoliopsida, Fabales, Fabaceae. The record is from RefSeq and is a predicted model, not a curated record. Gene Ontology annotation, cellular component: mitochondrial matrix.
AGAUUUUUUAGUUUAAAGCUCAGAAUUAGAAAACUUUUUGUAAAACCCUAGCAAAACCUUCCCCUGUUGUGUUUUCAGUAAGAAAAGUAAAAAUGGCGUUUAGUUCGAUUCUUCGCAACAAGUCUAGUACUUUCGUUAGGGCUUUUGCUUCUGCUGCUCAAUUGAUGAGAAAAACCCAACCGGGUUAUCGUACCGUUCUUUUUGCCGCUGUUAAUCGGUACGAGGAUUCGUUUGUUCCUAGGUUUCAUUUUUCUUCUGUAGCUGUUAAAAACAAGCCCAACUCCGACGAGAAUCUUCUCCGUGUGAUUGAAGCCGAAAUCAAUUGCGCCCUUGAAACCGAUGAUCAAAGCGCCGUUGAGGAGGUUCCCAAUAAUUUUCCAUUUAAGAUAGUUGAUAGUGCUGGACAACAAACAAUAACACUUGAAAGGAGUUAUCAAGGUGAAGAAAUUAAGGUUGAGGUUCAUAUGCCUGAUUUGGUUACUGGUGAAGAACAUGAUAAUGAGGAUGAUGAUAAGGAUAAUGAAAGUGAGGCAGCAACACAAUCAAGCAUUCCACUUUCAGUAAGUGUUUCAAAGAAAGGUGGACCUUCUUUGGAGUUCAGUUGUGUGGCUUACCCUGAUGAGAUUGUCAUUGACAGCUUGUCUGUUAAGAAUCCUGAUAUUUCUGAUGGUCAGAUUCCUUAUGAAGGACCAGAUUUUCAGAAUUUGGAUGAAAGUCUGCAAAAGACUUUCCACAAGUACUUAGAAAUUAGGGGAAUCAAACCAAGCACAACCAAUUUCUUGCAUGAGUACAUGAUCAACAAGGAUAGUAGAGAAUACUUGGAGUGGUUGAAAAAGCUCAAGAAUUUCAUUCAAGCAUGAGCAUGGACAUGGUUUGAAGAAAGCACAGAGGAUAUUCAAUUUUUGUCCAAUCAUUUGCGUACACAUUUGAAGGGACAAGAUUAAUGUAUCAUAUCACCGCGGAUUCAUUCGAAGGAGAAAAAUAAUCAGAUAUUUUGUUGCUGUGGUUUAAGUUCAGUUCCUGCUUCUAUUUAUGUGGUGCAUUGUGAUUGAAAAUGUUUGUUUAUGUUAUUUGAGUUAUGCUUACUCAAAAGGUUUAUCAAAGAUUAUCAAGUUGCAUGCAAUAUCUAUGUAGCCUUAGUAAAGCUGAUUCUAGUAUUUUAUUAGUGUCUUUGUAGCUUCUUCUAGUAUUUUAUUAGUGUCUUUGUAGCUUCUUCUAAACUUGAUGUGAAAAUCAAGCUACUAGAUGUAGCUUCUUGUCAAUGAUGUCUAUGAAGCAAAUACAUAAUAAGUCGUUUUUGGAAUUAA